Molecule: messenger RNA, 985 nt
Organism: Caenorhabditis sp. 36 PRJEB53466
Lineage: Eukaryota; Metazoa; Nematoda; Chromadorea; Rhabditida; Rhabditidae
Source: the annotation of a GenBank genome assembly
AUGGACGUCAAAAUCGCAGUUUCCAAAUGCGAGGAUAUCACGGAUACUGUAAGUCAAGUUCAGAGAGACAUCUGGAGCAAUUCUAUCCGUCAGGUGCUGCGAAAAACGAAGAAAAUCCUUCCGUAUAUUGGCCGCCUUUUCCUGAUCUCCACUUUCGUCGAGGAUGGAAUCCGGCUUCUCUUCAACACUUCCGACCACGCGGAUUACUUCACGGUCAGACCGAAACCGUUCCGAACGGCAAACGAAUGAUUCUUGUUCAGAAUGGCUGGGGUAUCAACUAUAACUUCGCCUACUUCUUAACUUUCUCCAUGGGCGCCACCCUUCUCGUUUGCUCCCUUCUUGUCAUGCUUCGCAUCAAGGUAACCCUUUCUUCGAUUCUCAAACUCAUCGUUUCGUUUCAGGUUCCAGUGACUUGUGGUCUCCUUGCUUCUGUCCUUUUCGCCCAAAUCGUUCUCUACAGGCUCUACACCACUUAUUAUAUUUUGUCUCAGAAUGUGUCCGUUCUCGCCGCCAUUCUUCUUCUGUUCACCGAAAAUGAGCUCCGGAAGCCGACGAGGUCGUUCAAUCAGUUGCCGCAGUCCGAGAAUGAAGUGGAGGUGUGCUCCGAUUCCAGAAGACCUCGGACUUCUUCUCGUUCCAGGCGACGUCGGUGAUGCUGUGUGCGUGCCGUCUCUUUCUCAACCUCAUGCUCCUCUCCAUUAUCCAAUUCGACCUGAGCUACAAACGUCUCUUCCUUUCCAUCAUCUCGUACGGAAUGAUUUUUUGCAUGUGGUGCGGCUACAAGACUCGCAUGGUUUCGCUCUUGCUCGCCACGUGGCUCUUCGUCUACAACGUCAUCGCCAACGACUUCUGGAACAAGAACUUUGAGUUGCACAUCAUCCGAUACGACUUCUUCCAGGCGCUUUCUGCCGUCGGAGGCCUCCUCCUUCUGAUUCACACGGGACCGGGAGAGCUGUCUUUCGACGAAAUGAAGAAGAAAUGGUGA